AUGGCGGCUGAUGAAGCGCCAAACCUGAACCUCUCCCCUGAUGAGAAGCGCACCUACGGACAGCUCUUCCGACAAGCUGAUUCCGACAGCGUUGGUGUCGUGGUUGGUGAAAUUGCUGUCAGGUUCUUCCACAAGACAGGUCUAGACUCCCGCAUCCUAGGCGAGAUCUGGCAGAUUGCCGACAAGGAGAACCGAGGUUUCCUAACACCAGCUGGCUUUGGCAUCGCUCUACGACUCAUUGGCCACGCACAAGCUGGCCGCGAACCGUCGCCCGAGAUAGCUCUCCAACAAGCUCCCCUACCUCGAUUCGAUGGCAUCGCGCCUCAAGGCGGCGCUCCCGCUGGUGGCAUACCCCCGCCUCCGCCCGUCCCCGUCAGCUCGCCGCCUCCUCCAGCCGCUCUCCAAGCCCAGAGCACUGGCGGACCGAUCCGCAUCCCGCCCCUGACUCCCGAGAAGGUCGCACAAUAUACUGGUCUAUUCGAACGCCAGCCCCUUCAAGGUGGCCAGCUUCCCGGUGACCAAGCCAGAACCAUCUUUGAGAAGUCCGGUUUGCCAAAUGAGGCGUUGGGAAGGAUAUGGCAACUUGCCGAUACUGAGCAGCGCGGUGCUCUUGUCUUGACUGAGUUUAUUAUUGCCAUGCACCUACUCACCUCCAUGAAGACUGGCGCAUUGAGAUCUCUCCCUAAUGUUCUUCCCGCUGGUCUUUACGAGGCUGCCUCCCGUCGUGGCCCAGUCUCACGUCAAGCUUCGACCGGUCCUGGCAUUUCUGCCAUUCCUCGACAAUUAAGCGGAACAGCCCAAGUUCGCACAAACAGUCCUCUCGGUCGUCCUCCUAUGUCCCCGCAGCAAAGCGGUGCGAGCGACUGGCUAGUGACACCUGCCGACAAGGUUCGUUUUGAUCAGAUUUAUUCCGACCUUGACAAGGGAAAUAAGGGUUACAUCACAGGAGAGGAGGCCGUUACUUUCUUCAGCCAGUCCAAUUUACCUGAAGAUACUUUGGCUCAGAUCUGGGAUCUUGCAGACACAAACUCCCAGGGCCAGCUUACUCGCGAACAGUUUGCGGUUGCUAUGUACCUGAUAAGACAACAGAGGACAGGCCGCUCAGUUCCUGUGCCUACUACUCUACCAGCUAAUCUGGUUCCUCCUAGCCUCCGCAGCCAGGUUCGCCCCCAUACUGCUACAUCUGCAUUCGAUCCUCCUCCCGCGCCUGUGAUACAAGCUCCUCCCCCUCAACCCAAGUCUGCUCUCGAUGACUUGUUCGGUCUUGAAUCAGGCACCUCCAGCCCUGCGCCUCCGCCUCCUGCUCAAGCCCCGAUGUCAACAGGGGGUUCAAAUGCUAACGACCCCUUUUCUGGUGGUUCGGCACUUACACCUACUUCCCCCAUGAAGCCAUCUCUUACAGGAACUGGCGGUUCAAGCUUCAAGCCAUUUGUGCCGUCCUCUUCCUUCGGUAGGGGCUUGACACAGCAGCCUACUGGUGGUUCAACCGGCUCUGGCCAAAAGCUUUCGGCGCCUUCUGCAUCUGAGGACUUGUUGUCUGACAACGACGAGGCCAGCAAGAACAUCUCUGGAGAAACCACCGAGCUUGCGAACCUCUCGAACCAGAUCUCAUCUCUGUCUAAGCAAACCCAAGAUGUUCAAGCAAAGAGGACCACAACUCAGAACGAACUGAACCAGGCCACAUCCCAGAAGCAGAACUUUGAGCAGCGACUCGCUCAAUUGCGCACGCUGUAUGAAAAGGAGGCACAAGACACUCGCGCUCUCGAGGAGCAGCUCAGCAAUGCGCGAAAGGAGACCUCUAAGCUUCAGUCUGAGUGCAUGGCACUUGAGGGAACUUACCGGGACACUCAGACCCAGCACCAGCAGAUGUUGGCGGCUCUCCAGGCGGAUCAACAAGAGAACACUAACCUCAGAGAGCGAAUCAGGGUGGUUAACGGAGAGAUUGCGCAGCUCAAACCACAAAUCGAGAAGCUCAAGUCUGAUGCUCGCCAGCAGAAGGGACUGGUCGCCAUCAACAAGAAGCAAUUGUCUACUACAGAGGGCGAGCGCGACAAGCUCAAGACGGAGGCGGAAGAGCUCAACAAGAGCAUUGACGACCUCCGACAAGCAAACACUGGCUCACCACGCUCGCCAUCGGCUCAGAUCGCAAGUCCUGCUCCAUCGACCUCCAGUGCCAACAACCCCUUUUUCCGCCGAACUGCAAGCACUGAUAUCAUGGGUGCAUUUUCUUCUCCUCCUCCCACAAAGAACGCCUCUGACAAGUCUUUCGAUGACCUCUUCGGCCCCUCGUUCCCACCCAGUGCUUCGGCCACUCCCCCUCCACCUCCUCAGACAUACUUCAAGCCCCAGCAUACAGGUGCCUCAGCUGCCAGUGUUGGUUCAUACAGCACUCCUCCUGCGUCAAACUCUCCUGUCAUGAGCCGCCAGGUAACUCUUGCUGCUGAGCCUCCUGCCCCCCCUGAGUCGAGACAGAUCAGCUCUAGCUUCCUACCCUUCCCUGACCAUACUGACUCACUCUCAUCUUCCCGUCAGGUGUCGCCUCCCGCAUCGCGCGCCGGUGACCCCCUCCAUGGAUCGGCUACCCCUGUUCCAGGCGACAUGAAAUCGUCAGACAGCGUUGCAAGCAGCCUGCCUGGUGCUUUCCCUGGCGAUGAUCUUGAUAAGACUGAUGGUACAGAGACACCGUCUGCCACUGCCGAUGCUCCUCAUGACGAUACGCCAAAGCCUGCUGAGGCCGCUGACCCUUUCGGCAGCACUGACGAGGCCAAGGCCAAGGCCGACUUUGAGAACGCAUUCGCUGCCUUUACCACUUCUAAGAACCAAAGCAAGCCUUCCCCUGAGGCCAACAAGUCGUCCACAUUCGAUUCGGAGUUCCCUCCCAUCUCGGAACUCGAGCGUGACGAGGAAGAAGAUUCUGAUUCAAGCAGUGAUAAUGGAGGCUUUGAUGACAACUUCACGCCUGCUUCUCCCCCCGCCAAAGUGUUUGGCGAGAAAGCUUCUGCUGAAGAGUCACCCGAGCUUACCCACGCAGCCCCUGUAAGCACUUCACCACCAGCCCAAGAGGCUCACUCACCCCCGGAGACCAAAGCCAGCGUCGAGCAACCUUCUUCGCCUGCGACCAUUACCGAGAACAAUGCCCAAAAGUCGUCGGUUGAUGAUAUCUUUGGCGCGGCUGCUUCUGGUACUGCCCCUACAUCUCAACAGCCAGUCCCAUCCAACCCUCCUCAGCAAAAGGGUGCCUUUGAUGAACUGGAUAGUGACUUUGAGGGCCUAGAGGAUGCUAAGGAAGGUUCCGCUGAUGAGGAUUUUGCCAACAUCUCUCGCUCUGGACUGGAUGACUUCAACCCUGUUUUCGACAGCAGCCCACCUGGAAGCCAGGCCAAGACCGAAUCCACCGCUUUCGGCAACGAGAGCUUUGACUUCGUCUCUGCUAGUUCCACUGGCCCAACUCAGCCCGCUGCUGGAGCUAACCAGCAGAAGGCCCCUGAAGCCCACGACUGGGAUGCCAUCUUCUCUGGGUUUGACUCCCCCAGCGCAACUGCUGCCCAGCCCGCUACCUCUGACAAGCCAGCAGGUGAUGUCCAUCCUGGUCAGCAUGCUUUGAACCGCACUUUGUCGGCCGAAUCUGAGCAUGACGACCCUAUCCUCAAGAGCCUGACCAGCAUGGGCUACAAGCGACAUGAGGCUCUGGAUGCUCUUGAGAAAUACGACUACGAUCUUGACAAGGCUGCAAACUUCCUGGCUAGCCGCUCAUAA
Fusarium sp. VM40 is the source of this 3756-nucleotide messenger RNA. The record is from the annotation of a GenBank genome assembly. Lineage: Eukaryota; Fungi; Ascomycota; Sordariomycetes; Hypocreales; Nectriaceae.